Trichoplusia ni (cabbage looper) is the source of this 789-nucleotide messenger RNA. RefSeq lists its product as uncharacterized. NCBI's taxonomy places the organism in Eukaryota, Metazoa, Arthropoda, Insecta, Lepidoptera, Noctuidae. The record is from RefSeq and is a predicted model, not a curated record. Bases 312 to 725 code for a protein of 137 amino acids. The transcript is spliced from 5 exons.
CGUUAUUCGUACAAAAUAUUUCGAGUGAUGAGGAUGUAAAUCAAAUAUUUAUUUACGUACUCGAUAUAAUAAAUUCAGAAGUUGAAUUCUUAAUUUGCAAGCAUUAUACUAAAUGUCAAAUAAGUCUUUAGUACUUUUUCAAAAUAUUCUCGUUGCCUUAUAAGUUGGUUUUCUGUGUUUCAAGUUCUUAUUGCUCAUUCAAUGUGUUGUUAGCAAAGAUCUGUGUGAGGAAAUUAGAAGGGUUUGCUAACGAAGUAUUUUUCCCUCGGGACCACGGAGACGCUCAGCUAAACAGAAGUUUGUAUGCGUUGAUGAUUAACGCUACGGAAGUCAUUGACGACGUUGCCAACGGCAUGUAUGCUGAUCGUUGCCAGUGGCAGACAGCCAUGUUCGGGCACCGUUUUAGUGUAUCGCGAACGUCGUGCCCCGGACAGGAUAAUGGCAGUAUCGUUAACGUCCUCCGGAAUUGGUUGCGGACCCAUGAAGAGGCCCAGGUAACAGCGCGGGUGAUGUUAGCCAGUGUCCUGGUAGUAGUCGGUCUUUGGUGGCUUGUGCGAGCGGUCCUAACGCUACUGAUAAACUUGGUCUGUCCUUUGUUGGUCGUAAUAUUGGCUGUGGUAUGCGUCCCUCAGCUUCGCGCACCACUGCUAGGUCAAAACUACCCCGUGCUAGCUAAUCUCCUCCGAACCAUACUCCUGAAAAUGGCCGAAAACAUCAAAACGUGAAAUGUAGACAUGCUGUCAAAGUGCUAAGUUUGAAAUCGAAAUUAUACGCGAUACGUUAUUUAUA